AUGGCGUGCGGUUUCCGCAGGUCCAUCGCCAGUCAGCUUUCCAGAGUGUUGGAUCUUCCACCAGAAAACUUGAUCAAGUCAAUAUCUGCAGUUCCAAUUUCCAGAAAAGAAGAGGUAGCUGACUUCCAGCUUUCUGUGGAUUCUCUAUUGGAAAACAACAAUGACCAUUCAAGACCAGAUAUUCAAAUUCAAGCCAUGAGACUGGCAGAGAAGCUAAAAUGUGACACAGUGGUGAGUGAAAUCAGCACUGGCCAGGGGACUGUAAAUUUCAAAAUCAACAGAGAACUGUUAACAAAGACUGUACUGCAACAGGUGAUUGAAGAUGGCUCAAAAUACGGAUUAAAAAGUGAACUUUUUUCUGGCCUCCCCCAGAGGAGGAUUGUGGUUGAAUUCAGUUCACCUAAUGUUGCCAAAAAAUUUCACGUUGGACAUUUGCGUUCUACCAUCAUAGGAAAUUUUAUAGCAAAUCUCAAAGAAGCUUUAGGACAUCAAGUAACAAGAAUAAAUUAUCUUGGAGAUUGGGGCAUGCAGUUUGGUCUUCUGGGAGCUGGCUUCCAGCUGUUUGGCUAUGAAGAAAAACUCCAGUCCAGCCCUUUACAGCAUCUCUUUGAAGUUUAUGUGCAAGUUAAUAAAGAAGCAGCGGAUGAUAAGAACGUAGCAAAAUCAGCACAUGAAUUCUUCCAGCGACUGGAGCUCGGCGACGUGCAGGCACUUGCACUGUGGCAGAAGUUUCGGGACCUGAGCAUCGAGGAGUACGUGCGGAUCUACAAGCGUCUAGGAGUACACUUUGAUGAAUAUUCAGGAGAAUCGUUUUAUCGUGAAAAAUCUCAAGAAGUCUUGAAGUUGUUGGACAGUAAAGGACUCCUGCAGAAAACACUAAAAGGCACUGCUGUAGUAGAUCUUUCAGGGAAUGGUGACCCCUCUGCACUUUGUACUGUAAUGCGAAGUGAUGGGACGUCUCUGUAUGUAACCAGAGAUCUUGCAGCUGCUAUAGAUCGAAUGGAAAAGUAUAAUUUUGAUACAAUGAUCUAUGUGACAGAUAAAGGGCAAAAAAAGCAUUUUCAGCAAGUGUUCCAAAUGCUGCAGAUCAUGGGAUAUGACUGGGCAGACAGGUGCCAGCACGUGCCCUUUGGGGUAGUGCAGGGAAUGAAAACUCGGAGAGGAGAUGUUACUUUCCUGGAAGAUGUUCUAAAUGAGAUUCGAUUGAGGAUGCUACAGAACAUGGCUUCUGUUAAGACGACCAGAGAGCUGGAGAGCCCCCAGGAGACGGCAGAGCAGGUGGGGCUCGCAGCCCUCAUCAUUCAGGACUUCAGAGGGUCCCUGCUGUCGGACUACCAGUUCAGCUGGGACCGUGUCUUCCAGAGCCGCGGGGACACGGGAGUCUUCCUGCAGUACACACACGCCCGCCUCCACAGUCUGGAAGAGACUUUUGGAUGCGGCUAUCUCAAUGACUUCAACACUGCCUGCUUACAAGAGCCGCAGUCUGUUUCCAUUCUCCAGCAUCUUCUCAGGUUCGACGAGGUGCUUUAUAGGUCAUCUCAAGACCUUCAGCCCAGGCACAUUGUCAACUACCUUCUAACUCUAAGUCACCUUGCCGCGGUGGCGCACAGGACGCUGCACGUCAGAAGCAGCCCUCCCGAGGUGGCCGGGGCCAGACUUCACCUUUUCAGAGCUGUCCGCUCAGUCCUAGCCAAUGGAAUGAAACUUCUUGGAAUAACACCUGUAUGUAGAAUGUAA
Rangifer tarandus platyrhynchus (Svalbard reindeer) is the source of this 1737-nucleotide messenger RNA. Lineage: Eukaryota; Metazoa; Chordata; Mammalia; Artiodactyla; Cervidae. The record is from the annotation of a GenBank genome assembly.